Messenger RNA from Danaus chrysippus (African queen), 4950 nucleotides. Lineage: Eukaryota; Metazoa; Arthropoda; Insecta; Lepidoptera; Nymphalidae. The record is from the annotation of a GenBank genome assembly.
AUGGUAGCUAUGGUGGCCUCGGCGUCUGGAUACGGCACUUUACGCCGAUUUCUAAGCGCCCCCGAUGGCCAGGAUGUAGAUAAUACCGGUGUUGUCCCGAGCGCCUCUGUCGCGGUCUCGUCAAAGCAGCGAGCGUCGAUAAAAUGGCUCUUGUCGAAGGCAUUCAACAACCGAGUACCAGAAAAUCUCCAGGAACCGUUCUACAGAGAUCAUGAAGAUCAAGAACACUUAAAGCCACCGAUAGUUGGCGGGCUGGCCAACGCGGAGCUGUACUGCCUCGCGUUGGCCAACAUGUACUCAGACCCCAACUACCACAGCCUCAACCACUGGAACAUACUACAGACCCUCACGAGGAAGGGCAUUCAAAUACCGGACCCCGCCGACUGCGCCCUCACAGAAACAGUACUCAUACAGACCAACCCCAUUAAAAUGAGCGCUCACCUGUGCGUCAUGGAGGCGGUGAUGUGUCUGUACGCGCGGGAGGUGGUGACCCUGGACCGCGUGUCGGCAGCGGCACAGAGGUUCGGCGUGCAGCAGUCGGUGGGGGGCAGCGGGGUGCCGCACGAGGACGGGCUGCUGGCAUGGAUCAAUGCUGCGUGCACCGCGCUCAAUAAGGCUGAGGAGAACUCUUCAAAUCACGUGCCUAUGGUGAAGAGCCUCCAAGAUCUAUGUGAUGGCACGUCCCUAGCCGCCUUGAUCUCGUUCUACUGCCCGGAGUCUUUGCCUCGCUCGUCGGUCCGCGUGGGUCGCAUGUCCUCCAUACAAGACUGCCUCCACAACCUCAUGCUGGUGAACGAGUUCUGCAGCACCAGCCUGCCGCAUAACGUGUUCCACAUGAUGCCAGAGGACGUCACUUAUAUGAGAGGAUCAAUGCGGCAGAACUUGAUAGCAAUGCUCGCGGAUCUCUUCAACAUGCUGGAAGUACACCCGGUCAAAUGUGUUAAAUAUCCUGGCAGCGCUGCGCGUGAGUGCAACUCGCUGGGUGUGCGGUGUCGCCGCGGGCUGCCGGCGCCCCCGCCCGCACCCAUCCCGCACCUGAGGGACGAGCCCCAACACCCACACCAACAAAACAAGCCCUUCGCAGUGUCCCGUUCCCCUCCGGGUCGCGUCCGUCCCGGCCGGUCCUCAUGUUCUACUCCAGAGCGUCGCAGCGUGAGUCCUCAGCGGGAGGAGUUCGUGGUUCACAGCCGGAGGGCCAUCACCACGCUGUCUGCUAUGGCCAGGAGGGACGAGGAUCAUGUAUUAUCGGAGCAAGCAGCAGCCGGGCGGCCGUCCAACUCACGGUGGAGAACUUCGGCGGCUCACAGGACAGGCUGCACUUCGCGGGGAGGAACCCCGAGAAGGAACUGGCCACCGUCAGGAAGAUAUCCGCGCCCGCCGGUUAUCAUAUCAUUUCCAGGUCCGUUAGAUCACAACCCGCCCCUCCGCUCGUCGCGGCAGGACAUCCGCGGCUCCAUCCAGUUCUUCCACGGAGACUACACCAACGGGCAGGACGAGCGAGCUAAGACGGAACGACAACACUCACAACCGAACGAACAGAACUACCAACCGAUCAGACGACAGCUGAGCAGCGACACCCUCACACACAACAAGAACAUGGCCUUCAACUACAAGGGGGGCGGAGAUGGGUUCUACUUGAACGAGAGGGACGCGCCCGAUGGAGACGCGUCAAAGACGACUUACACGGACGUCAAAGUUAGAAGUAAUGGCGAUCAGGCGGUGCCCCCCGCCGGCCGCAAGAUGUCCUCCAGUUCGCCGCCGCCCGCCACCACCACGUGGCAGCAGCACUUCAUGCAGCACGACCAUCACAACGGGGACGAUUUAUCGGACGAGGCGACGUCUCCCAGCGGCGGUGCUAUGGCGGCGCAGCUUAACAAUAUACGACUGAAACUAGAGGAGAAGAGACGGAGGAUAGAACAGGAGAAGAGGAGGAUGGAGGUGGCCGUCAACAGGCAGCGGCAACAAUUAGGACAACAGGCCUUCCUACAGGCUGUUACUAGGGAUACGUUUUUGCAAUACCAGUUGGCCUCCCUGGGUAAGGGCGCGCGCACACCGGCCGACGACGGGCCCGCUGACACGCAGCAGGAAAUGGUGGUGGACCCACCCAACCAAAGUGUUGACAAUGUAGCUUUGGAACAAUACCAGCAAUCAAUAGCGAAAAUGAACUCCAGCCUGCAGGAUAUACAGAGCGACAUUGCGCGCCUCGCCAGCCAGCAAACACAGCUACAGCAGCAGCAGCAACAGCAAGCCCAGCAGCAGCAGCAACAACACCAGCAGCAGCAACAACAACAGCAGCAACAACAAUUGCAACAGCAACUACAGCAGCAACAGCAGCAAUUACAACAACAACAGCAACAGCUGCUACAGCAACAGCAGCAAGCCAAGCAACUAUUUCAACAGCACCAACCGCCGCCGUCCCCAUUCCAACAACAUAUUCAGCAAAACAUUCCACAACUGCACAGCCAAUUCAGCUCACAGCACAAUGUGUCGCGGACGAUCAACAGCUUCGGCUCCACCCCGCACAUACCGAGGGACUUCUACCAGUCCACCCAGAUGAACAACCAGAUGGGGACACAGUUGGCCAACAUGUUGAACAACCAGUUGGGCAACCAGUCGCCGCAGACCUUUCAGUAUCAGUUUAGGGACAUAGACCAAGAAUUCGGAAGGCAACAGUUUUAUUUGCACGAUAGUCCGCCGCCGCCUCAGAGGCGGACGUGGGCGCAGCACGCCCAGAUGCAGCAGGAGAAUACGGAACUGAGAGGCUGGCAGCUUCAUCAGCAGAACAACCAGCAGUCUCAGUACCAGCAGCCCCCGGAGCCGGCCACACGCACCUGGAAGUCUCCGUCGCCUCAACCGCCACCGGUCGAGCGGACUUGGGCCCCGCAGGACACGUUCACGGUGCACUACAACACGGACAGAUACCAGAACGGCAUCGAAAGGGAGAACAAUCAUCUCAGCUACACGGUAGCUGGAGGACAGUUCGUCUCGCAGUCCCCUCCACCUGCGAGCCCACGUCGAGCUCGCACGCCCCAGAGACAAGGCUCGCUGCCCGAGGCGCGACGAACCGAGCCUGUGGCGCUGCAUCAGCUGCACGCUCACACCACACACUCCACACACGCGUCGCCGGCGCCCGUGCCCGCGCCGCCGCCCGACGACAUGGAGCCGCAGAACAUCUCCUUCAUCGGUAACGCCGAGGACGACGCGCUCCGCCAGGGCAUCAACAGACUGAACAUCUCCUCGGGUACGCGCACCUACCGCAUCCCCUCCCCGACCAGGCCGUCCCUCGGCAAGAACUCCUUCCAGCGACUCGAACGCGAGGAGCCCAGCGAAAAGGGCUUCUACAUAUCCUUCGACAACGAGCAGCCGAAACGGCCUAAACCCCCGCUGCGAGCGAAACGGGGUUCACCUCGGAAGGAACGGAACGAGUACCCCAGUCCGGAGAGGAGUCCUGAAGAAACGUGGAGUGAGCGGGUCUCGGAGAGGGUUGAGCGGGCGGCGGGGGUCGGUAGUGCGGCCGGCGGGGGAGGGGGAGGGGUCGCUGACGUCAUGGCGGGGGAGGCGAGGAGGCUGUCUCCCGUACGAGUGCCUAGCGCUGAACCCGCCGCGCUCGUUAUAGGAGAAAUGAACCCCGACCCUAAUUCUGCGGAGGAGAUGGAGCGAAAGAAAGAACGCAUCAUGCUGCUCUCCCUCCAACGACGGCAGCGGGCGGAUGAAGCGCGGGCGAGGGCUGAGGCUGCGGCGGCCGCGAGACGGGCACGGGACGAGGCCGAGGCCGAGAGGAAGGCGGCUCGGAAGGAGGAGCAGGCUCGACGGAGGGAGGCCAUCCUACAACAGUACAAGCUCAAGAAGGCUAUCGAGGAGGCCGAGCGGGAGGGUAAGGUGCUCGACAAGUCCGACCUGAUGGAGGUGAUGAAGCACGGCAGCGGCGCGGCGACGCCGGCCGGACCGCGGCUGCGCGGCAAACAAGCGGCACGAGCUCGGCCUAAGACUAUACACGUGGACAGCGGAGCGCUACAAGCCGCGGAGGGCAUGCUGGGCUCCAAACAACCGUCCUCAACAAACCUCACUGGCACUAUGAGACGUGACUACUACCGCGGCUCGCAGGACAACCUUGAAAGGGCAACUACUAUGUAUAGAGAGUCUCCAGUAGAGGACCGCGGCGCCAUGUCUCCGGGCAGCGCCUCAAGCGGUCCCCUCGGUCGCCGCGGCUCCUGCAAGACGUCACGAGAGCGUGUGAAUGAUGAACCACAGUCGACUCGUGGAAGGUCUAAAUAUUCCACUUACCAGAAUAACUUUAAGGCGGGGAGGAAAUCUAGCUCUCUUAUGAACUUGUGCGACUCGGGUCUCGGUCGUGCUACGCCCCCCCGGCGCGCGGCGUCCCCCGGCGGGCGUGCGCUCGGCUCGCCGGCCUCGGGGCCCGGCUCCCUGCCUGGAGCCCUACCCGGAGCCAUCGGCAAGAGGAGGCACCACGACGACGGCUCAGACGUGUCCUCCACACACUCCUCCAUCAUGGACUACUCGGGUCCUCGUCUGUACAAACAGCCGGCGACGAAGUCCAACCGCGGUAUAAUGUUGAACGCGGUGGAGUACUGCGUGUUCCCGGGGGCCGUGAACGCCGAGGCCAAGCGGCGAGUGUUGGAGGAGAUCGCCCGCAGUGAGAGCAAACACUUCCUGGUGCUGUUCAGAGACGCCGGCUGUCAGUUCAGGGCGCUCUACAGCUACUGCCCCGACACUGACACCGUCGCCAAGUUGUACGGCACGGGACCCAAACACGUCAACGACAGAAUGUUCGACAAGUUCUUCAAAUAUAAUUCCGGCAGUAAAUGCUUCUCCCAAGUCCACACGAAGCACCUGACCGUCACCAUAGAUGCCUUCACGAUACACAACUCGCUGUGGCAGGGCAAGAAGGUCCAGCUGCCGAGCAAGAAGGACAUGGCGCUCGUCAUCUAG